GGCACGCCGUACAUCCACGACGUCCUGGGCGGCCUGAAGUUCCGUAUCUCCCCGGGCUCGUUCUUCCAGACCAACACUCGGCAGGCCGAGGUCCUGUACGAUGUCGUACGCCGCGCCGCGGGGCUGCGGCCAGGUGCCGUAGAUACGGUAUUGGAUCUGUACUGCGGUACGGGCACCAUUGGCCUCAGUUUGGCGGGAGAGUGUCGGCGGGUGUUGGGCGUCGAAGUCCUGGAGUCGGCGAUAGAGGACGCCCGCGCCAACGCCGCGCUCAACGCCAUCUCCAACGUCGAGUUCCUCUGUGCUGACGCGCCGGCGGCGGCGGCGGCGGCAUCCCCGACAGCGGUGACCACACCCGACGUCGUGAUUGUGGACCCGGCACGUGGCGGCCUGACGCUCGACGCCGCCUCGUUCCUGAGCCGCUGCGGCGCCCGACGUGUUGUGUACGUCAGUUGUAACGUAGCCACGCAGGCACGUGACCUGGACCGAUUGUGUAAUGGUUCCGGAGCUCCCUUCCGAUUGGUUUCCGUACAACCUGUGGACAUGUUUCCUCACACGGAUCAUGUGGAGACGGUGGCGGUGCUGGACCGCAAGGAGUUGACGACGGCGGCUGCGGCGAUGUGA
This is a messenger RNA of Volvox carteri f. nagariensis, 621 nucleotides long. RefSeq lists its product as uncharacterized. The transcript has 3 exons. The annotation marks the transcript as partial. Gene Ontology annotation, biological process: RNA processing. The record is from RefSeq and is a predicted model, not a curated record. NCBI's taxonomy places the organism in Eukaryota, Viridiplantae, Chlorophyta, Chlorophyceae, Chlamydomonadales, Volvocaceae.